This is a messenger RNA of Cryptomeria japonica (Japanese cedar), 1239 nucleotides long. RefSeq names its product polygalacturonase-like. The record is from RefSeq and is a predicted model, not a curated record. Gene Ontology annotation, molecular function: polygalacturonase activity. NCBI's taxonomy places the organism in Eukaryota, Viridiplantae, Streptophyta, Pinopsida, Cupressales, Cupressaceae. Gene Ontology annotation, biological process: carbohydrate metabolic process. The coding region runs from base 1 to 1239 and encodes 412 amino acids. The transcript has 7 exons.
AUGACGCUGAAUACGUUCAUGUUUGUGCUUGUGCUUAUUCUUCUUGUGUUCUCAUCUGGUAUGCCCGGUGUAUGUUCUGUCAGACUCUUGGGCAGACAUAAAAUAUUUAAUGUUCUUAGCUAUGGUGCAAAAGCUGACGGACAAAGAGAUGAUAGCUCGGCCUUCCUAGCAGCUUGGCAUGCUGCCUGUUCUUCAACUGGAUUGCCAGUUGUAUAUGUACCAAAGAUGACAUUUCUGAUCAAUCCAGUUAUCUUUCAGGGGCCAUGUCGAAAUGCCCAUAUGACAAUGCAGGUAACUGGGAAGCUUAUUGCUCCAACAGAUAAUAGCUUGUGGAGUGAACAGAGCAAAAAUUAUUGGCUGCAUUUCAUGAACGUGAUUGGCUUAACAGUUGAAGGUAGAGGAAUUUUAGAUGGACGAGGAGCUUCUUGGUGGACAGAGAUGAAUGCAAAGGAAUUUGUAGUAUCUAACGAAUCUGUUUUCUUUGAAAAACAGACAUUGAGAUUUACAGGGACAACGAAUACCAUAGUAAGAAAGAUCACUUCAAUCAACAGCAAGCAGUUUCAUGUAAACUUCGAUACCUGCAGUAAUGUUGUGGUUGAAGGUGUGACUAUUAAGGCUCCGGGUGACAGUCCCAAUACUGAUGGAAUUCAUGUGGGACAAUCUUCCAAUGUUGAAAUUAGAAACAUCCUUGUAGGAACAGGAGACGACUGUAUCUCUAUUGGACCAGGAUCCUCUGAUGUUGCCAUUGAAGGGGUUACAUGUGGCCCAGGGCAUGGAAUCAGCAUUGGAAGUCUUGGUGAAGAUAACACACUUGCUGCUGUUAAGAACAUAACAGUAAGUGGAGCUUCUUUGUAUAACACACAAAAUGGAGUGAGGAUCAAAACCUGGCGGGGAGGGAAUGGUUUUGCAACUGGUAUAACAUUCCAAAAUGUAAUAAUGAACAACGUACAAAAUCCCAUUAUAAUUGACCAGUUUUAUUCUCCAUAUGGAAUUUCUACACAGGGAAAUUCCGGCGUGAAGAUCAGUAAUGUGCUAUACAAGAACAUAACUGGGACAUCGGCUGCAAAUGCUGCAAUUUCUUUUAAAUGCAGUCAAACUGUGCCUUGUCAAGGAAUCAAAGUAGAUGAUAUAAAGUUGAGCUAUAAUGGUGCAACAAAAGGUGCUCAAUUCUUAUGUAUGAAUGCACAUGUCACUACAAGUGAUGCUGGGGCUGUAAGCCCACGUCCCUGCCUUAGCUAG